Molecule: messenger RNA, 413 nt
Organism: Leptopilina heterotoma
Lineage: Eukaryota; Metazoa; Arthropoda; Insecta; Hymenoptera; Figitidae
Exons: 4
Coding region: 87-404 (105 amino acids)
Source: RefSeq, a predicted model, not a curated record
AUCCGAAUGCAGAAACAUUGUACAUCAAAAAAGUAUACAAACUUUGUUCUUUUUAUAAUACUUCUACAAUACAAAAUAUACAAAAUAUGAAGAAUAUACAAUUAUUUUUCAUUCUUUUCGGCAUUUUAUGCACAUUUUUCUUUAUAUACUCUGAUGCACGGCCUAAAUCAUCAGAAGAUUCUAUGUUAUCGAAGAGAAUAUUAUCGAGAGUAAAAAAACAGGCUGAACUUUCUACAGGAGCACCAAAACCAACUUCUGACCCGUCGACGAUAAAACCGACGACGACGACGACGACGACGACGACGAUAAAUCCAUGCUGCUGUGAAAUUUGUACAGAAUGCAGUGACUGCAAAUGUGAUUGUGACGACAGUUCAUCCAGUUCAGAGGAAUGUUGCUGUUGCUAAUAAAAAAUU